AUGAAUGGCGACGUGGUGAUAGAGGGAAGCGAGGUGAUUCGGCGAGAAGUGAAAAUUGCGCCGUGGAAAGUCGGAAAGGUGAGUUUUUGGUAUUGAUUAGUGGCCGCCGAUAAAAUUCGACAAUUUUUCUAGGUGGCCUCGCCUCCGCCAAGUCCCGGACCCAUCCCAUCCGUCGAGAAUCGUCCGCCUCAGAACGGACGGCCCCCUAAAGUGUUCGGUCCGGUGCCCGAAACGAAGAAAUGCGGCGGUCAUCAUCGAGAAGUGCCGCCGCAAGAUCCGUGCUCCCCGCCGACGCCGCCCGCCGAGCAGAUCGACGAAACGCCGCCGCCGCCGCCGCCGCCCGCCGUCGACAUGGACGAUCCCGCGAACUGCGAGUGCUGCAAACUGCUGCUCGACUGCCAGACGCCCGUGAUCACGUACGUGAACGUGAGCAAGUCCGACGUGCUCUACGAUCGCACCAUCAACGUCUAUCGGCUGACCGGAAAACCGCCGCCGGUCCCCGACGAAGUGAGUUUUUCCACUUUUCCACAAAUCGAGUCCGUUUUUUGUGCGGUUGCCUUUAUGGUUUUCUGAAAAAUCUGACUUUAAAGCGGCGCAUGACGAAAUUUCGCCGAACAACGCUCGUUUUGUACCGUUUUUAGUGAAAUUUACCGAGAAAACCGCCAUUAUUGCAAUCGCGCUCUACCGUUCUAAGUGUGACAUGCAAAAGAGUCGAUAGUCUUGCAGGAAAAACCCGUUCCCCACAUCAAGCGCCAAUUGGAUCGAUUCGAAGAGGCGCGCUUUUGGGACCUAAUAGGCCUGAACGCAAAGUUUUACGGAAAACUGCAAACUCAACCGAGGCGGGUCACUCCCGCACGACUCGUCUUCAGUAAAUGUGUCUACGUAAGAGAAGAAUCGUCGCGAUCCGUCACCCGCGCACAUUUUUAUUUCAGCGCCUACACAACACGCGCCACUUCGCGGUGCCGCUCGACAAAAAAGUGCAAAUCAAGCGGGAAGACGUGCUGAAGCAAAAGUUCGAGGACGACAAGAAGCUGAUCAAGCGGAACCAGGCGUACGAUUGUCCGUGGGAGGAGUGCAUGCACUCGUUCCGCGAUCCGCAGGACAUGCGCAUCCACUACAUGUUCGAUCACGAGUCGGUGAAGCUGUUCUGUUGCGGCGAGCGCUACGAGAACUACGACGCGUUUCUCGAGCACUACGUGAACGCCGCCGACACGCGCCGACACUUUACGUGGAGCGCGCGCGAGUGUUGGGGCUGCGGAAAGCGUUCGGUCGACGAGACGGAAUUCUACGAGCACGCGAACAACUGCGACCUGCAGAUCAACCCGUUCCAGUGCCCGGACCCCCUGUGCCCGAUGCGCUACGACUCGCUGACCGAGUGCGUCGAUCACUUCUACCUGUGGCAUAAUGUAAGUCGGGAAGUAUGUACUGCGGUGGAAAGUGUCGGGUCCUUUUGUCUCUGUAGCUCACAAUAUUCGACGCCAACAAGCGACUUGUUGUUCAGUCGGCCGGUUCGAUCGUCAUCAACGACGCCGUGUACCCGAGCCGCGAGUCCAUCGAUCCCGACCUCCAAAUCAUUGACGACGGCCAACUGUGCGUCGGAUAUCCGUUGCGCGCCACCUACUACUGCCAGUUGUGCCAGAUCAACUUCGCCGCCGAACGCUACUACACCGAGCACGUCGUCGAUCACGGAGAGGUCGUUUUUUUGCUCCAACUUCAACUGACCCCAUUGUUUUCAGAGGCCGCACCUCUGGCUGAUUCCCACGAUCCUCUACUGUCUAAAGUGCCGCAAGAAGAAUUGCGCAUUCCAACGCGAGCGUCUUCUCGAACUCAUUCCAAAAAUCAUUCGAAUCGCGCGCGACGCGGAUCCCACCGAAUUCGGCCAGAAUCCGGUGUUUGCGAUCUUCAAGCUCUUCCUGACCGACGAGUACGUGGCGGUGCUGAAAAUGUUGGAGAUGAAAUUGAUCGCCGAGCGUCGGAAGCUGCAGGAGACGGGCCAGGAGACGCCGAUUCCGGAGGAUCAUCCGCCGUGCGACGACGCCCGUCUUGCCUACAUUCUCGAUUCUCUCGUCUUCCUGCACACGGUCGAGUACAAAGACGCGCGGCCUCUACUUCCGCAGCCGAUCGCCUGA
Caenorhabditis sp. 36 PRJEB53466 is the source of this 2129-nucleotide messenger RNA. The record is from the annotation of a GenBank genome assembly. Lineage: Eukaryota; Metazoa; Nematoda; Chromadorea; Rhabditida; Rhabditidae.